This is a messenger RNA of Zea mays, 1531 nucleotides long. Its product is annotated as metacaspase type II. Gene Ontology annotation, molecular function: cysteine-type endopeptidase activity. The record is from RefSeq and is marked provisional. Gene Ontology annotation, biological process: proteolysis. Gene Ontology annotation, cellular component: cytoplasm. Lineage: Eukaryota; Viridiplantae; Streptophyta; Magnoliopsida; Poales; Poaceae.
ACCAUUCGAUUGGGCAACUCGUCACCGUACCAACCAAACCAUCAUUCCAGCCGCGGCGGGACACACCGCCUCCGCCGAACUAACGCGACGACGACGCACGGCGGCCUCGUCCGGCACCGGCAGGAGCGCGAUGGGGCAGAAGCGCGCCUUGCUGGUGGGCAUCAACUACCUGGGCACGGACGGGGAGCUGAAGGGAUGCCUCAACGACGUGGCCCGCAUGCGCCGCUGCCUGGUGGGCCGCUUCGGGUUCGACGAGGCCGACAUCCGUGUCCUGGCCGACGCCGACCCGUCCACGCCGCCGCCCACUGGGGCCAACAUCCGGCUGGAGCUCGAGCGGCUCGUGGCGGGCGCGCGCCCCGGGGACGCGCUCUUCUUCCACUACAGCGGCCACGGCCUGCAGCUCCCCGCCGAGACUGGGGAGGACGACGACACCGGGUACGACGAGUGCAUCGUGCCAUGCGACCUCAACUUGAUCAAAGACCAAGAUUUCACGGAUCUCGUGGCCAAGGUCCCUGACGGCUGCCGCUUCACCAUGGUCUCGGACUCGUGCCACAGCGGCGGCCUGAUCGACAAGACCAAGGAGCAAAUCGGGAACAGCACCAAGCAGAACAGAACCCAGCAGCGCCGAGAGCGCGAAAUGAAGCCUCCUCCUCCCGCUCCCGGUUCCGCACUCCGCGUCUCCCUCGCGCGAAUCGUCCGUGGCGUGCUGGAGUCUCUGGGGUGCAUCCACUGCAGUCGUUGCCGUGUCCAGCAGCAGGGCAACAGCAAUAGCAGCAGCAUCAGCAACCGGUCGCUGCCGCUGUCGACGUUCAUCCAGAUGCUCAGGGACAAGACCGGAAGGCACGACGUCGGCGUGGGCUCCAUCCGCACGACGCUGUUCCACCACUUCGGCGACGAGGCGAGCCCCAAGGUCAAGAGGUUCAUGAAGGCCAUGCUGUUAGGCAAGCUCCGGCACGACGGCAAGGAAGCGGAGGAGCAGUCGCGCGUUCCCAGGGAGGCAGAGGUGGAGGAGACCCUGGCGCAGGACGCGCACAGCGUCGAGGAAGUGUACGCGGGGCCGGCUGCGGCGGCGGCGGCGGCCAGGGUGCCGCCGCGCAACGGCGUCCUGAUCAGCGGGUGCCAGACGGACGAGACCUCGGCGGACGCGACCACGGCCGACGGCAUGUCCUACGGCGCGCUGAGCAACGUGAUCCAGACCAUCCUCGCCGGGGACGGCAAGAAGCGCGGCGUGGCGCUGGCGGUGACGAACCGAGAGCUGGUGGUCCGGGCGCGGGAGCUGCUGUCCAGGCAGGGGUACACGCAGCAGCCCGGGCUCUACUGCAGCGACGAGCACGCCACGCUGCCCUUCAUCUGCUGAAGACGAAAUAAACUCCGUGUACAGUGAAUUUCAGGCUUCAUUAGUUCAUUUUACGGGAUGCUACGUUGUGUUGUGUGUGUAACAGAAUUGACACUUUGUGUUGACUCGUGGUGUGCCGCAGCCUGCGUAUGUUAUGGUGUUACUGUUACGUUGUUACCUGAUGACGUUGACCUU